Podarcis raffonei (Aeolian wall lizard) is the source of this 745-nucleotide messenger RNA. Its product is annotated as vitelline membrane outer layer protein 1-like. The coding region runs from base 185 to 745 and encodes 186 amino acids. The transcript has 4 exons. The record is from RefSeq and is a predicted model, not a curated record. NCBI's taxonomy places the organism in Eukaryota, Metazoa, Chordata, Lepidosauria, Squamata, Lacertidae.
CACUGCAUGAAGCAGCUUGCUGAAGGGAGAAAGGAGGACAAGGGCUGCCUCCUGUUCAUAAUUAUACAAGCUUAGGCAGUGGCCAGAACUGAAUGAGGUAAAGCAAGAGAACAAAACAACAACAACAAUAAAUAAAUUCCAGCUGUGCUGUUAUUCCCAAAAGAUCUGCGGUGAGCUGCCUUCGAUGGACCUCUCUAUAGGUACUGCGCUCUUCUUGAUCUUCUCCAGCUACCUCUCGGAUGCAAAAACCCGAAAGUAUACCACGGUACUCUCAGUGCCAAAUGGAGGGCCAUGGGGUGUCUGGGGACCCAUAGAAUUCUGUCGCGAAGGACAUGCAAAUGGAUUCAAAUUGAUGGUAAGACCAUUACAGUUAAAAGAUGAUACAUCUCUGAAUGGCAUCCGCCUCAUUUGCACGGAUGGCUCAGAAAUUCAAUCUGCUCUUGGACGGUAUGGACGAUGGACAAAGAAGGAGACUUGUCCUAAAGGCCGUCUAAUCUCAUUUUCUCUGAGAGUACUAGAACCACAAGGAGAAUGGGUGGAUGAUACAUCUGCUAACAAUAUCAAGUUCCGCUGUGAAGAUGGGCUUGUCCUGCCAGGCCAUUCAAUUGACUGGGGUACGUAUGGUCCAUGGAGUGCAAUCUGUCCUAAAGGCGCCAUAUGUGGAAUUCAGACAAGAAUUGACAGUGAGUUGGGAACAGGUGACAUCACAGGACUUAACGAUGUGCUGUUCUACUGCUGCGACUGA